CCGUCCACAGCCCACUAAACCGACUGCAAUACCAGGCUUGGCCUCUGAGCACUGGUGGAUUCCGGAAAUAUGCACCAGUCCUGGGGGCCUGGAUAUAACGGAGAAUUUAGUUACCAUCAUAGCAAACUUUUAUCAAUCAAUGUAGUGAAAUGGCGGGAGACAACCUUGACUUUGCAGAUAUUCUCAAGAGAAAGCGCGUCAAGUUGACCCUGAAAACCGCAUGCUACUUUGGCAUUGUCCAGCGAAUCAACUCAAACAAAUCUGUGACCUUGACGGAUGUUGUCGAUGUCAAGGAUGGAAGAAAGUUCCCUGGGGUGAAACUUUUCUUUGGCCACGAGAUUGUGAAUGUGGAAUUCUGUGGGGAAACAAACGGUAUCAAUGGAGAAAUAUUCAUCCCAGAGAGUGAAGGUAUUCUGAAUGUGGAAGAGUUUCAGCCUUACAAAAAGAACAUAAUUUGUGAUAAUGAUGAUGAUGCUGAUGACGAGUACGUGAACUUUCAGGUCAUCGAUGAGUUUAAUGAGAAGUUUGGACCUGCUGUGAUGCACAUUAAGAAGCAGCAUGUGAUCGGUGUGGCAGCUGAUGGAGUGGAAUCGUUCCAGCAUGGCAGACUCUGCUGGCUUCAGAUUGCAACCAAGAACAGGGUAUACCUCUUUGACAUCCUGUUGCUCGGAGCUCAAGCUUUCAAGAACGGCCUCUCCAUGAUCCUUCAGAGCAAGCGGAUGCUCAAGGUCGUGCACGACUGCCGAGGCGUUGCAAGCAGUUUGCUGGCGCAGUUCGGAGUGAAGAUCACAAACGUCUUUGACACGCAGGUGGCAGAUGUGAUGUGCUUCCUCUCGGACACGGGCGGCUAUCUUCCUGACCGGGUCAGCACGCUGCAGGAGGUGGUCAGCACGUACCUCAAGGUGCCCUCCUCCGGACUCUCCUCUCUUCGGAUGAAGACAAUGCUCAGCAAGGAGGAGAGGGAGAUGUGGUACGCCCGUCCGUGCCCUCUGCCCCUGCUCAAGGUCAUGGCCCUGGGUGUGAUCCACCUCCAGCCCCUCCGGCUGGUGCUGCUGGACGCAAUGAUGACGGAGUACCUGGACCGAGUCGACUCCUACCUCAGCAACAGCCUCACCGAGCCUGGCGCCGUCGGGCACAUCACCAUGAGCAACGUGUUGGAGCUUCCCAGGGAGCUGAGGGAACUGGAGCACCUGCGGAAGGGCCGCCAGCGCCACGCCCUCGACCACCUCAACCUCAACCAGCACGGGCUGCUGGAUCGCUUCAAUCCCCGGGCCAACAACCCACCCGAAGCCACGCCUCAGUCUAAGACCCCCCCCAUAACCACGCCUCAGACCCUGCCCAUAGCUAAGUCUCCCUAUCAGACCCCGCCAAUAACCACGCCUCAGACCCCGCCAAUAACCACGCCUCAGACCCCGCCAAUAACCACGCCUCAGACCCCGGCAAUAACCACGCCUCCCUAUCAGAGCCCGCCCAUAUCCCAGCCUCAGACCACGCCCACAACCACGCCUCAGACCCUGCCCAUAACCACGCCUCCCUAUCAGACCCCGCCCACAACCACGCCUCAGACCCUGCCAAUAACCACGCCUCGGACCCUGCCCAAAACCAGGCCUCUGUUUCAGACCCCACCCAUAGCCACGCCUCUGAUUCAGACUCCGCCCACAAUCACGCCUCUGUUUCCUUCCACGCCCAUAACCAAGCCUCUGUCUCAGGCCCCAACCAUAAGCGCACCUCUGUUUAAGACCAUGCCGCCGCGGCUGGUAGCCAGCUGGGACGCCAUGCCUCGGAUCCAGGCAGAGGCCCCAAACAACGUGCCACGCUUGGAGCCUCCGCCAAUCGAACAAGCAUUCAGUUUUCUCCAAAUGGAGGCAUCUGCAAGCCGCCCUCAGCUAACCAGGGGGUCCUCCCUGCAGUCCACUGCCCUGAUAACCGCUGGGUUGGCCGCAAGCCCUCCCCCUGCAGUCCUGGGUCCGGCUCCUCCCCCUGCAGUCCUGGGUCCGGCUCCUCCCCCUGCAGUCCUGGGUCCGGCUCCUCCCCCUGCAGUCCUGGGUCCGGCUCCUCCCCCUGCAGUCCUGGGUCCGGCUCCUCCCCCUGCAGUCCUGGGUCCGGCUCCUCCCCUUGCAGUGGCUCCCAGGCCGUCCCUGUCUCCCAGCAACCCUGGAAUGAGAGAGUUGAUGCAGGGGCGAAUUGGCAGGGGAAGGCCCCUAAGUGAAGCCCCCCAGGCUCCCCCUUUUGCGCUCCCAUCGUUUGGGAGAGGGUUGUUGCUCCAGAAGGGCCCGGUCUCGAGUCCGGUCCCCCAGGAUUGGCACCUCCCUUGGGCCUCUAUGGAUAAUCAGAUGUCUCCCAGUGCCAUGCCGUGCCUGGUUAAAGACACUGCGGGCCCCCAGGACCUCAGGGCCGCUAGGGACCUGCAGGGAGUUGUUCCCGGCCUGGGAAGAGGACAGUUUAAAGUGUCCAUCAGUCCCUUCUCCCCAACUCUCGGUCAGUCCUUUGCCUCCUUCAGGAGGUAGAGGGGAUUCUGAGCCACAAACCCACGUUCCUGUUUGCUGAUCUCGUAUUGCAUGUUAUUCCACACUAGGCCAAUAGAUGGCAGGAGAUGUUUGUUUAGUUUUUGCUCAAAAGAUUUUGCCUGUACCAAAGUUGGAUUCUGUUUUUGGUUUCAUUAUAUUCAGCGUGAUG
Gadus macrocephalus (Pacific cod) is the source of this 2676-nucleotide messenger RNA. It is a transcript of the gene exd1, whose product is annotated as exonuclease 3'-5' domain containing 1. The transcript has 11 exons. Gene Ontology annotation, molecular function: nucleic acid binding; 3'-5' exonuclease activity. Bases 150 to 2507 code for a protein of 785 amino acids. NCBI's taxonomy places the organism in Eukaryota, Metazoa, Chordata, Actinopteri, Gadiformes, Gadidae. The record is from RefSeq and is a predicted model, not a curated record. Gene Ontology annotation, biological process: nucleobase-containing compound metabolic process.